Prunus armeniaca (apricot) is the source of this 378-nucleotide messenger RNA. NCBI's taxonomy places the organism in Eukaryota, Viridiplantae, Streptophyta, Magnoliopsida, Rosales, Rosaceae. The record is from the annotation of a GenBank genome assembly.
AUGUCUUCUCCGAACACUCGUGCCAAGAGCUCCUCUUCUUCACGCUCUCCUGCCUAUCUCACUGGACAUGCGAUUGAGGUCUGUAGCUGGCUUCAUCCCUAUGCGUGGAAGAAUCUAGAUGAAAACGUGCUUCAUUUGUUUGAAAACACCCUCAUCUUAGGUCCUCACUGGUUUGGCUCCGUGUCGGAAGAAAUGGCUGAUCUGUUCGAGGAAGAUGCUGAGGCCCCUCUGUGCCUUCAAAGUCCCGUGGUUCUGUCCUCUCAUACUUGGGUUUGCAAGAACUUGAGUCGUUCCUAUCCUUCGAGUGAAGUGAGGAACAGUGCAGUGAGGUGGUCUGAUUGGAUCGACAGACUUCUUCCAAGGCAUGGAACUUAUUAG